UAUUGGCUCUUCUGUCCUGAGACAAAAGCAAAUUUGAAUGGCACUAUAUAAAGACAAGUACACUCCCAUCUCUAACAGUGAGAAGUGACAGUGCAUAUCCUGCUGGGUAGGAAUCAAGCCUAUAUUAAAGUUAUCAGUGCAGCCCAGCAAACAGGUACAUUUCAAGGCUAUAAUGAACCCUGCUAAACUGAGAGCCAGGACUGAAAACCACUUCAGCGAAGAGCAAGAAAUGGAUAAUUUAGGGAAAAGAGCUUGGGAUAACCCUGCAUUUGAUGGUUCUCCAUCUCUGAAGAUUAAAGCCAUUUACAAUCCCAAAACUGUUUUGGAGAAUCCGUAUGACAACCUGGAGCACCUGGGGGACCCCCCACCCUACCAAGAGAAGAAACACAAAAGAAACCCCUGUUCCCAGUUCUGUAUGUAUAUUGUUAAAGGAAUAAGAGGACUGUGGGGAACAACUUUGACAGAGAAUACAGCAGAAAACCGGGAGCUUUAUAUUAAGACCACGCUGAGAGAGCUUCUUGUGUAUAUCAUCUUCUUGGUGGACAUCUGUCUUUUGACCUAUGGCAUGACAAGCACCAAUACUUACUAUUACACAAAUGUGAUGUCCAAGCUCUUCAUUGACACCCCAUCAGACAGUGGAGUUACAUUCAAAGCUAUAAGCAACAUGGAUGAUUUUUGGUCGUAUUUACAGGGUCCACUGCUAGAUGGUCUUUACUGGACUAAAUGGUACAAUAAUGCCUCUUUAACUGGAAAUACGAAUUCCUUAAUCUACUACGAGAACCUUUUGCUUGGAGUCCCCCGCAUGCGGCAGCUUAAAGUAAAAAACAACUCCUGCGUUGUGUACAAAGACUUUAAAGAUGAAAUUAUUGGCUGUUUUGAUGUGUAUUCUAAAGAAAAAGAGGACACAUGCCAAUUUGGCCUUAUAAAUGGGACAGCAUGGACGUAUUACACAGAGGAAGAGCUUGGGGGAUCAUCCUACUGGGGUAAAAUGACAACAUACAGCGGUGGAGGAUAUUACAUCGAUCUCGAGUUGACCAAACCAGAAAGUAUUAGACAACUGCAAAUACUGAAAAAUAACCUCUGGUUGGACAGAGGCACCCGUGCAGUGUUUAUUGACUUCUCUGUGUAUAAUGCCAACAUCAAUCUUUUUUGUGUUCUCAGGCUUGUGGUGGAAUUCCCUGCGACAGGGGGCGCAAUUCCAUCUUGGCAGAUUCGGACGGUGAAGCUCAUUCGAUACAUCUCCAGAUGGGAUUACUUCAUUAUUGCCUGUGAGAUCGUCUUCUGUUUGUUCAUCUCUUACUAUGUCGUGGAGGAAAUUCUGGAACUCAGAAUUCAUAAAUUCGGAUAUUUUACAAGUAUUUGGAAUAUCCUAGAUGUUAUCGUCAUAUUGCUUUCCCUUGUAGCCAUUGGAUUUCACAUCUUUCGAACCAUGGAGGUUAAUAGACUGAUGGGAACUCUGUUGAAAAAUCCAACCAUAUAUGCAGAUUUCGAAUUCCUGGCCUUUUGGCAGACUCAGUACAAUAACAUGAAUGCUGUGAACCUCUUCUUUGCUUGGAUUAAAAUCUUCAAGUAUAUUAGCUUUAAUAAGACAAUGACGCAACUUUCCUCGACUCUCGCCCGCUGUGCAAAGGACAUUUUGGGCUUUGCUAUAAUGUUCUUCAUUGUAUUUUUUGCCUAUGCCCAGCUUGGCUAUCUUCUGUUUGGAACACAAGUGGAAAACUUUAGCACUUUCGUCAAAUGCAUAUUUACUCAGUUCCGGAUAAUCCUUGGAGAUUUUGAUUAUGAUGCCAUUGACCACGCCAACAGAAUACUAGGACCUAUUUACUUUGUCACAUAUGUUUUCUUUGUAUUCUUUGUGUUAUUGAAUAUGUUUUUGGCUAUCAUCAAUGAUACAUAUUCUGAAGUAAAAGAGGAGCUUUCAGGCCAGAAGAAUGAGCUCCAAUUUUCUGACAUUCUGAAGCAGGGCUACAAGAAGACCUUACUGAAGCUUAAACUGAAAAAAGAAAGGAUUUCUGAUGUGCAAAAAGCUCUGCAAAAUAGCACAAAGGAUCUGAAAUUUGAAGAGUUUAAGAACAGUUUACGAGAGAUGGGCCACGAUGACAAUGACAUUUCUGCAGCAUUUGCCAACUUUGACCAGGAUGGUAAUAGGAUUCUUGAUGAGGAGGAACAGAAGAGAAUGAAACAAAUCUUGGAGGAAAGAAGGGUGGCUCUAAAUGCUGAAAUUGAGACCCUGGGAAGAUCCUACAGGAACAAGAGACAGGAGGAAGAAGUCAAUUUAGAUGAUAUAAAGAAUGACAUUUCUUCUAAAGGGAGCUGGGUAUCACAAGAUGAGUUUGAAAUAUUUUUAAAGCGGUUACAACAACUUGAAUUCUCCAUCAGUGGAAUCAUGAGAAAAAUUGAGUCCGUAGAGAUGAAAUUAGAGUCGAUGGAAACAAACCGAAUGAAGCAGACGAACAUUGCGGACAGCAAACAGAACAACAUAGUGAAAGAGAAACAGUUUAGCCAAGAAGAAAUUCUGCAUCGCAAUCUAGGGCAGCUUGUAAAGGAAGAAAAAGAAGGUUGGGAGUCAGAAUUUAAACCCAGGAAUGUGAUAGAUCCCACAGUCAGAAACAGCAGCCUCUAUGCCAACAUGACCGGCUCCCAGAAUUCCUUGAAUCUUCCAUAAAGUCAGGGAAAGUGUUUAACCAUGUGUCGUGUACCUGUCACCAUUCUGCUAAAUAAUGAAUAGCUCAAAGGACUGCAGUUAGGAGAAGUGAAUCGUUGUUAUUAUUGUUGCAGUUUCACUUUGUAGUUAUUGAAUUGCCUAUGAAUGGUAAUUGUAGUAGUUUUCCUGCAGUAGGUUUCCUGCAAACAGCCUUUUGGUUUGAAACACAUUUCUUACCUUCCUUCAUAUCCAUGGGACCUGCUUCUCUUAGUUAUGAGAGGAUUGUGUGUACUUUUUACUGCCAUUGUCGCAUUUAAGCUUCUCAAAGUUUUAGCAAAUACUGUUAGGAGCCGAGUACUAUUUAUCAUCAAUCAAUGUGUUAAAGCUCAGGGUCCCAAACUGUAGGGGCUCAAACAGUUUAUGGGGGAUGGUCCAGCCAAUUACUGUGAGAUUAGGCAGUUGAUGCUCAUUUACAAACCUAGAUAUUGUUGAAACUAUAGCAGGAUAUGAAUAUUCCAGUAAUGUUGGAAUAAGGCAAGCGGGAUAAAAAUCAUACAUACUCGGGUGUGGUUUGUCCAAACGCUUAUUUUAAUACACAAUUCUUUUUGCUCCUCUUGGCUGAAGACUCAUUAGCCUGUGCCACUGGGCCCCCACCACACACGAUCAGUUCCUACCCAGUUGGCCACUAGAACUACAACUAUAUUCCUGUAUAUUUUCUGUAGCCCAAGAUGCAUGAUAUUUAAAAACACAAAAAAUACAGAUUCCCCACAUUCAAUUUUGUUCAGUUUUGGUGAUGUAUUAAAACCUAGGUAUGGACCCUUUUAUCAAGAAUUUUUGGGACCUGUUUUCCAAAUAAUGGAUCUUUCUGUAAUGUCGAUCACAAUACUUUAAAGUGGCUAAAACAUCUAAACAAUUAAUAAACCCAACUUCUUUCUUUUCCUAAAAUUUUGCUGCUCUCAGCUGCAUAGCUACAUUGUAGAGAGGCCUUUUACCUAACUAUAGAACACUUACCUGUUCACUUAUUAAGACUAUAUACCCACGGGCAUCUCUUCAUGUAUUUUCAUGCUGCUAAAUAUGUGUAGUGAACGUGAGGCCUGUAAGUCAAAUAAGUGGUUAUACAGUAUUUAAGGUGACGUGAUCAAAAUCCCAAGAGCACAACAAAAUUUGUGGAUACAUAUUGGAGUUUGAAACUAGCAGGGCCAGUUUUCACUAUUUGCUUACAUGGUUUUACUAAUAAAACACAGAAAGACAUUUUCCAAGA
Molecule: messenger RNA, 3905 nt
Organism: Xenopus laevis (African clawed frog)
Lineage: Eukaryota; Metazoa; Chordata; Amphibia; Anura; Pipidae
Gene: pkd2l1.L
Product: polycystic kidney disease 2-like 1 L homeolog
Exons: 15
Coding region: 173-2665 (830 amino acids)
Biological process (GO): potassium ion transmembrane transport; calcium ion transmembrane transport; sodium ion transmembrane transport
Cellular component (GO): ciliary membrane; membrane
Molecular function (GO): sodium channel activity; muscle alpha-actinin binding; calcium-activated potassium channel activity
Source: RefSeq, a predicted model, not a curated record